This is a messenger RNA of Cicer arietinum (chickpea), 2251 nucleotides long. Its product is annotated as probable serine/threonine-protein kinase WNK4. Gene Ontology annotation, molecular function: ATP binding; protein kinase activity. Gene Ontology annotation, biological process: protein phosphorylation. Lineage: Eukaryota; Viridiplantae; Streptophyta; Magnoliopsida; Fabales; Fabaceae. The record is from RefSeq and is a predicted model, not a curated record.
AUUUUGAACAUGGAUAAAAGAAUAAACGAGUAUUGACUAUUAUUCUAAAUAAACUCUUUUAGCUGUUUUUUGGUAUCUUCUCUCACAUUAACCAUGAUAGGAAAUUAAAUUGUUUAUCAUUUCUUCAUUAUUAUUAUUUUUCCAUAUUGUAUUUAUAAGAUUUAAAUGGUGUGAUUUUUUAUGAUGGUGUUAUUUCAAUGCGAUUUAGAUUGAAGCUGCAUCAAUUACAUUUUACUAUAAUUGUUUGUAAUAUCAAGAAUCACUUAAAGAUAAUAUAUAAGGUGACAAUAUAUAUCUAAGAAUUAGACAUGUUUUGUAAGAGAGAGAACAUGGAUGAUUUCAAGGAAGAUAAUGGUUAUGUGGAAAUUGAUCCAACUGGUCGCUAUGGAAGGUUUGGAGAUGUUCUUGGAAAAGGAGCAAUGAAGACAGUGUACAAAGCAAUUGAUGAAGUCCUUGGUAUAGAGGUAGCAUGGAACAAGAUCAGACUCAGUGAGGUACUUAACACGCAGGACGAUUUGCAGCGCCUUUACUCGGAAGUUCAUCUCCUAAGCACUCUCAAGCAUCACUCCAUCAUAAGAUUCUUCACAUCUUGGAUUGAUAUUGAUAACAAGGCCUUCAACUUUGUUACAGAAAUGUUCACAUCAGGAUCAUUGAGAGAAUACCGAAAGAAAUAUAAGCGAGUAAGCGUACAAGCAAUAAAGAAUUGGGCGCGCCAAAUCUUACAAGGACUAGUUUAUUUACAUGGCCAUGAUCCACCAGUAAUUCAUAGGGACCUUAAAUGUGACAACAUAUUUGUCAAUGGACAUCUUGGACAAGUGAAAAUUGGUGAUCUUGGACUAGCUGCAAUUCUUCAAGGUUCUCAAUCAGCUCAUAGUGUUAUAGGCACGCCCGAGUUCAUGGCGCCAGAAUUGUAUGAGGAAGAAUACAAUGAACUUGCUGAUGUUUACUCAUUUGGCAUGUGUGUGUUGGAAAUGCUUACAUCUGAUUAUCCAUAUAGUGAAUGUUCUAAUCCAGCACAGAUUUACAAGAAAGUGACAUCGGGGAGGCUACCGAUGGCGUUUUUCCGCGUUGAAGAUGCGGAAGCAAGGAAGUUUAUUGGAAAAUGUUUAGAACCUGCAGCGAAGAGACCAUCGGCGAAAGAUUUGUUGCUCGAACCCUUUCUUUCGGCCGAUGAUUCUUUGUCUGCAAUGAAGCUUGCAAUUCAGAAGCCAUUUUUGAAUGACAGUGAAAUGGAAAAACUGAAAUUGAGUGAUGAAUUUCCAAGGACUAAAAUGAAAGUAAUAGGGAAGUUGAAUCCUGAAGAUGAUACUAUCUUUCUCAAAGUUCAAAUUUCUGAUCAGAAUUGUUCUGUUAGGAAUGUAUAUUUUCCCUUUGACAUUCUCACAGACACUCCCAUAGAUGUUGCAAUGGAGAUGGUAAAAGAAUUGGAGAUUUCUGAUUGGGAUCCUUUUGAUAUUGCAAAUAUGAUUAAUAGAGAGAUAUCUGCUCUGCUACCAUAUAGAUGGCAAAAUAAUUAUUCAGAUUCCUACAACACAUUCAGUUACCAAGAUGACGACGGCGAAGAUGAACCUCAUUUUCGUCUCCGCUCGUUCUCUUCAUGUUCAUCGUUGCAAGAAUCGAUACCAGAUUUAGUCAGUAAAGUUGAGGAAAUAUCUCGCGGAUAUUAUUCGCUCCAUGAUGAUUUGCAUGAUGAUAACAGUUCAAGAUGCUCUUCACAAGGGACAUAUUCCAAUUGGAACUACUAUUCUAUGGAUGAUCAAGAACACAAUAACAAUGUAGCUUCUAUAAGAAAAGAUAAGCUUCCCAUGAUAAAGAACCAACAGGGCACAAGGUUUUCACCUGGUGAAGACUUGAGCAAUUGCAACAAGAAUCCUUCACCUAGUAAUAGUAAGAUGAUGAUGGAAAACAGAAAACUAACACGAAACAGGUCACUGAUUGAUACACGAAGCCAAUUGUUACAUAGAUCAUUGGUUGAGGAGUUGUACAAAAGAAGACAAUUCAAAACAAUUGGUGCUGUGGAGAAUAUUGGAUUUCAGUCACCUUAUGAUGUUUCUACAAAAUAUUCAUAGCUUUGUUUUAUUAACAACAUUUAAGAGGAGUGUGGUAAGGGACAAACAAAUUAAAGAGACAUAGUAAUAUUUAGAAAAUGCAUAGUCUUUUGUGUUAUGGAUUUGUGAAAAUUAUCAGGUUUAUUUGUUAUGUGGUUAUCAUAUUUUCAAUUAAUGAUUUGAAGGGAAAAGUGUAUCUUAAA